AGCUCAUCUCCUGUCCAGGGUGCAAGCAAGUAUUUCUUACCAGGGAUGUAACUGAGGAUUUUUUUCUGCAGUGCGUUGCUACUGGGCAACCCAAGAUGGCCAGGAAUUGCUCCGAGUGCAAGGAGAAGAGGGCGGCGCAUAUCCUGUGCACAUACUGCAAUCGCUGGCUGUGCAGCUCGUGUACCGAGGAACACCAGCACAGCCCUGCUCCUGGGGGCCCACUCUUCCCUCGGACCCAGAAAGGAGCUCCAGGAGUGAAUGGUGGUUCUGGGGACUUUGCCUUGUACUGUCCUCUGCACACACAGGAAGUGCUCAAGCUAUUCUGCGAGACCUGUGAUGUGCUCACAUGCCAUAGCUGUCUGAUGGUGGACCACAAGGAACACAGGUGCAGACAUGUUGAAGAAGUACUGCAAAACCAGAGGAUGCUUCUGGAAAGUGUGACUACACAGGUGGCCCAUAAGAAGUCCAGUCUACAGACAUCUGCUAAGCAAAUUGAGGACAGGAUUUUUGAAGUGAAGCAUCAGCACCGGAAAGUGGAAAACCAAAUCAAAAUGGCUAAGAUGGUGCUGAUGAAUGAGCUGAACAAACAGGCCAAUGGACUCAUAGAGGAACUGGAGGGCAUAACUAAUGAGAGAAAGCGGAAACUGGAGCAACAGUUACAGAGCAUCAUGGUUCUCAACCGUCAGUUUGAGCAUGUGCAGAAUUUUAUCAAUUGGGCUGUCUGCAGCAAAACAAGCAUCCCUUUCCUUUUCAGCAAGGAACUGAUUGUGUUUCAGAUGCAGCGAUUACUGGAGACGAGUUGUAACACAGAUCCCGGCUCCCCUUGGAGUAUUAAGUUCACUUGGGAACCUAACUUCUGGACCAAGCAGCUGGCUUCCCUUGGCUGCAUAACUACAGAAGGCGGACAGCAGUCUCGGGCAGACACUCCUGCUUAUGGAGGCUUACAGGGGACACCAUCCUUUUAUCAAAGCCACCAGUCCCCUGUGGCUCAGCAAGAGGCUCUCAGCCACACUCCUCACAAGUUCCAGGCUCCGACACUGUGUUCCUCAUCUGUGUGCUGUUCCCACUGCACCCCAGUCUCACCCUCCCUCAAAGGUCAGGUGCCCCCACCCAGCAUCCACCCAGCCCAUGGUUUUAGGCAGCCCUCUGAGAUGGUGUCCCAGCAGUUGGGGCCACUGCAGUGUCCCACCCUGCAACCUAGGGAGAAAGAGCUGACCUGUGGUCCGCAUCCACCAAAGCUGCUUCAACCCUGGCUGGAAACCCAGCCCCCAGCAGAGCAGGAGAGCACAUCCCAGCGGCUGGGGCAACCACUGACUUCCCAGCCCGUGUGCGUCGUCCCCCCACAGGAUGUCCAGCAAGGAGCCCCCGCCCCACCCACCUUGCAGACACCCUCUAUCCAAGUCCAGUUUGGCCACCACCAGAAGCUGAAGCUUAGUCACCACUAUCAGCAGCAAGCACAGCAGCAGCUGCCACCUCCCCCGCCUCCGGCCCCGCAGCAGCCACCCCCGCCUCUGCCUCCAUCCCAGCACCUGGGGUCUAGUCAGCAUGAGGGCCCUCCUGGUCCUGCCUGUUCCCAGAAUGUGGACAUAAUGCACCACAAGUUUGAGCUGGAGGAAAUGCAGAAAGACUUGGAGCUUCUCCUCCAGGCUCAACAGCCCAGCCUGCAGCUGAGUCAGACCAAAUCUCCUCAGCAUCUGCAGCAAACCAUUGUGGGGCAGAUCAACUACAUCGUGAGGCAGCCUGCGCCCGUCCAGUCCCAGAGCCAGGAGGAUACUGCUCAGGCUGCAGAUGAGUCCCCUGCCUCUGAGGGCCCAAAGCCAGCUCUCCCAGUUGACAAGAAUUCUGCUGCUACUGCUGCUGCUGCUGCCUUGCCACAGGCACCUGGGGAAGAAACUCCUCACAUUGUCCCCCCAGGGGAUGGCACCAUCCAGCACUCCUCUCCCAGUGUGGUGAGAAAGCAUUCCACCUCAGUCAGCAUCAUGGGCUUCUCCAACACUCUGGAGAUGGAGGUGUCAUCUACCAGGCUGGCAAGGACUGUGGAGCCAUCACAGAUCAAGGCUGGGAGCAGCCUCACCACUGCACCUCCCCAGGCAAUACCAAGCCUGCUGAGUGGCACCCCUCAUUCUGUGCCAAGUCUGAUGAGUGUUCAGAACCAUGCCAUGCCGGGCCUGACAACCAGUCACCUACAGACUGUGCCCAGCCUUGUGCGUGGCACUUUCCAGUCCAUGCCUAACCCAAUGAGUGAGUCCCCCCAGGCCACUGCAAGCCUCAGAAGUGAUCACUCUCAGACCGGUUCCAGGCUGAUGUCUGGACACAUGCAGGCUGUGUCCAGUUUGGCCAGCCGUCCUCUGCAGAGCGUGCCUCCAAUGCCUGAAAAGCAGCCAGAAACUGGGUCCAGCUCCAGCUCCAGUCCUGGCUCUGGUCGACCAGCAGGGAGCCUGUGUCCGGGGGAUGGGGCUGACAGCUCCCUAGUGAAUGCCCUGUGUAAGAUCGAGAGUGAGGAUUCUACCAGCUUCACUGACUUAGCGGGACAAGGCCCUCUGCCUUCUGGACUGGCUCUUAAGGACUUGGCUAUUUCCUCAGAACUGGAAGAGCCAAUUAACCUGUCUGUGAAGAAACCUCUCCCAACCCCAGCGACCAACACAUCCACGGCUUUGCAGCAGUACCGGAACCCAAAAGAAUUUGAGAAUUUUGAACAAGGAGCCCUAGAACUGGAUACAAAAAAGAACCAGAGCAUCAGAGCCUUCCACAGUGAGCCCAAGAUUCCUUAUGUGAGGCUGGAGCGACUCAAGAUCUGUGCUGCCUCCUCAGGAGAGAUGCCUGUGUUCAAGCUGAAGCCACAGAAGAGUGAUCAGGAUGGGAGCUUCCUGCUGGUUAUUGAAUGUGGCACCGAGUCCUCCAGCAUGUCCAUUAAGGUCAGCCAGGACAGCCUGCCUAAUGCCAUCCAAACUGUAGGCCUGGGGGGCAGAAAGGUCACUGUCACUUCUUUGACUGGGCAGCGGCCACCAGAGGUGGAGGGCACAUCUCCUGAAGAACAUAGACUCAUCCCUCGAGCCUCUGGAGCCAAGAAGGGACCCCCAGUCCCAAUCGAAAAUGAAGACUUCUGUGCUGUGUGCCUCAAUGGGGGGGAGUUGCUGUGCUGUGACCGCUGCCCCAAAGUAUAUCACCUCUCCUGCCAUGUGCCAGCUUUGCUCAGCUUCCCAGGGGGAGAGUGGGUUUGUACCUUGUGCCGCAGCCUGAGCCAGCCAGAGAUGGAGUAUGACUGUGAGAAUGCCCGCUACAGCCAGCCUGGAAUGCGGGCACCUCCUGGCCUGAGCAUAUAUGACCAGAAGAAGUGCGAGAAGCUGAUCCUAUCCCUGUGCUGCAACAGCCUCAGCCUGCCCUUCCAUGAACCCGUCAGCCCUCUGGCCCGGCAUUACUACCAAAUUAUCAAGAGGCCCAUGGACCUAUCCAUCAUCCGGAGGAAGCUGCAAAAGAAGGACCCCGCUCACUAUACCACCCCAGAGGAAGUGGUGUCCGACGUGCGUCUCAUGUUCUGGAACUGUGCCAAGUUCAAUUAUCCCGAUUCAGAGGUGGCAGAGGCCGGCCGCUGCCUGGAGGUGUUCUUUGAGGGCUGGCUGAAGGAAAUCUACCCAGAGAAACGGUUCGCUCAGCCACGCCAGGAGGAUUCUGACUCGGAGGAGGUGUCGAGUGAGAGUGGAUGUUCCACUCCCCAGGGCUUUGCAUGGCCCCCUUGCAUGCAGGAGGGCACCCAGCCCAAGAGGCGGCGACGACACAUGGAGAAUGAGAAAGCAAAGAAAAUGUCUUUCCGCCUGGCCAACAGCAUCUCCCAGGUGUGAGGAAGGAGCCUGAGCACUCUGGUAGCCAGCACUCUGUCCUGUUGACUAUUUCUUCCCAUCUUCCAGCUUAUUCUCUUCAGAAUGUGGAUAUGACAUGAGUCUUGUUGAGCUGUGUAGUGGUCUU
Ochotona curzoniae (black-lipped pika) is the source of this 3963-nucleotide messenger RNA. It is a transcript of the gene TRIM66, whose product is annotated as tripartite motif containing 66. NCBI's taxonomy places the organism in Eukaryota, Metazoa, Chordata, Mammalia, Lagomorpha, Ochotonidae. Gene Ontology annotation, molecular function: protein binding; zinc ion binding. The coding region runs from base 96 to 3839 and encodes 1247 amino acids. The record is from RefSeq and is a predicted model, not a curated record. The transcript is spliced from 19 exons.